AUGGAGGGGCCUCCUUUUAGCGAGGCGGCCUUGGAGCGGGCGCUGGCAGCGCCGUGUGAGCUGGACGCGGUACUGCUGACCGACAUUGAAGACAUGCUCCAGCUCAUCAACAACCAGGACAGUGACUUUCCAGGACUGUUCGACAGCCCCUAUGCUGGGGGCAGGGCAAGGGCCUCAGAGCUGGCCAGUCCUGAUGCCAGCUCCCUCACCGACUUGUCCCCACCUCCUACCAUGCUGAGCUCCCCACUUGAAGGCCUUCUGGGGGGCUCCAAGUCAGCAACACCCUUGUCCCUAUCCCCUCCCCAGACUAUACUCACCCCAUUGAAGAUGUACCCAUCUGAGCCUGCUUUCUCUCCUGGACCCGAUAUCAAGGAGGAGCCUGUACCACUGAGCAUCCUGCAGCCCUCCACCACAGAGUCCCAUCUGGGGGCUCUGCUAGCCCAGAGCUUACCAGGCCCACCCCCAUCCCCUCUGUUAUGCAGCUCAGCCCCUGUGCCAGGCUACUGUAGUCCAGCUACAGGCUUCUCAACAGGCAUCACCCCAGCGAGUGCCCAGCAGCUGCUCCCUGGCCGGCCGCAGGGAUCUCUACCAGGGGCUUUACCUAGCUCCUUGCACACCCAGGUUCAGGGUGCAGCUCCCCAGCAGAUGCUGGCAGCCACAACCACCUCGUCAGUGACACCUGGAAUGACUGCUGUAGCCUCGCAGAUCCAGCAAGUCCCAGUCUUGCUUCAGCCCCACUUCAUCAAGGCUGAUUCAUUGCUUCUAACAGCCAUGAAGACAGAUGUGGGAGCCACUGUGAAAACAGCAGGGAUUGCUUCGCUGACUCCUGGGGCCACUGUUCAGCCAGGGCCCCUGCAGACCCUGGUGAGUAGUGGGACCAUCUUGGCCACAGUGCCACUAGUGGUGGACACAGACAAGCUGCCCAUCAAUCGGCUGGCAGCCAGUGGCAAAGCCCCUGGGGUGACCCAGAGCCGUGGUGAGAAGCGCACAGCCCACAAUGCCAUCGAGAAGCGCUAUCGCUCCUCCAUCAACGAUAAGAUCACGGAGCUCAAGGACUUGGUUGUGGGCACCGAGGCAAAGCUGAAUAAGUCAGCUGUCCUGCGCAAGGCCAUUGACUACAUUCGCUUCCUACAACACAGCAAUCAAAAACUCAAGCAGGAGAACCUGAGUCUGCAGACUGUUGCCCUCAGGAGCAGGUCUCUGAAGGACCUGAUAUCUGCCUGUGGGGGUCCUACAGCCAUGUCCAUGGAGGGCAUGAAGCCGGAUGUGGUGGCCACACCGACCCCACCGCCCUCUGAUGUGGGCUCGCCUUCCCAGAGCAGCCCCCUGUCCCUGGGAAGCAGGGGCAGUGGCGGCGGCAGCAGUGACUCGGAGCCUGACAGCCUGUUCCUGGAGAACAGUGAGGGGAAGCCUGUACCGCUGACACACUGUAGCCGGGGCCUGCUGGACCGAUCUCGCUUGGCCUUGUGUGCUCUCAUCUUUCUCUGUCUGUCCUGCAACCCCUUGACCUCCCUGCUGGGCGGACGAAGUUUCUCCAGCCCUCCAGACUCCACCAGUGUCUACCAUGGAACUGGACGCAGCAUGCUGGGCACCGAGGGCAGAGAUGUCCCUGGCUGGGCCCAUUGGCUGCUGCCCCCACUUGUCUGGCUGGUUAAUGGGCUGCUGGCACUGGGUUCUUUAGCCCUUCUUUUUGCCUAUGGAGAGCCAGUCACACGGCCUCACUCAGGUCCUGCUGUGCACUUCUGGAGGCAUCGCAGGCAGGCUGAUAUGGACCUGGCCCGGGGGGACUUUACUCAGGCUGCCCAGCAGCUUUGGCUAGCCCUUUGGGCGCUGGGCCGGCCCCUCCCCACCUGCUCCCUGGACCUGGCAUGCAGCCUGCUCUGGAACCUCCUCCGUCACCUGCUACAACAUCUCUGGGUGGGCCGCUGGCUGGCCAGUCAGGCAGGGGGUCUGCAGAAGGAUGAGUCCUUGCAUGCAGAUGCACGUGCUAGUGCACGUGAUGCUGCUCUGGCCUACCAUCAACUCCACCAGCUGCACACCAUGGGGAAGUGCACGGGUGGACACUUUGCUGCUAUUAACCUGGCAUUGUGUGCCCUGAACCUGGCUGAAUGUGCAGGGGACACUAUGUCUGUGGCAACGUUGGCUGAAAUCUAUGUAGCGGCCGCCUUGAGAGUCAAGACCAGUCUCCCUAGGAUCUUGCAUGUCCUGACUCGCUUCUUCCUGAGAAAUGCCCAGCAAGCCUGCUUGGCACAGGGUAGUUCCAUGCCUCUGGCCAUGAAGUGGCUCUGCCACCCUGUGGGCCACCGUUAUUUUGUGGACGGGGACUGGGUCGUGCACAGUACUCCAAGGGAGAGUCUGUACAGCUCGGCUGGAAACCCAGUGGACCCCCUGGCCCAGGUGGCUCAGCUGUUCCGUGAGCAUCUCCUGGAGCGAGCUCUCCACUGUGUGGCUCACCCAAGUCCUGUCUCUGGAUCAGCAGAUGGGGGCCGGGAAUUCUCGGACGCCCUUGGGUACCUGCAGCUGCUCCACAGCUGUUGCGAUGCCAGUGGGACUCCUGCCUGCAGCUUUUCCAUGAGCCACAGGGAGACUGCUGGCCCUGGCACUGACCCAGUGGCGAAGUGGUGGGCGUCACUAGCAGCUGUCGCAAUCCACUGGCUGAGGCGUGACGAGGAGGCAGCCGAGCAGUUGAGCCCACUGGUGGAGCACCUGCCCCAUGCUCUGCAGGCAUCUGAGAGAGCUCUGCCCAGGGCUGCCUUACACACUUUCCAGGCUGCUCGGGCCUUGUUGGGUUGCAGUAAGGCAGAGUCUAUGCCAGCUAGCCUGGCAUUCUGUGAGAAGGCCAGUGGGCACUUGCGGGACAGCCUGGCCACCAUGCCAACUGGCAGCUCCACUGACAAGGCUGUGCAGCUGCUCCUGUGUGACCUGCUCCUUGUGGCACGCACGUGCCUGUGGCAGCAGCAGCAGCCACCGGCACAGGCUUCCCCAGGGGUAGGCAGUGGGGCCCACACUUCUGCCAUAGAGCUCCAUGGUUUCCAGCUGGACCUGAGCAGCUUUCGGAGGCUGGCACAGAGCUUCCGGCCUGCUAUGCAGAGGGUGUUCCUGCAUGAGGCCACAGCCAGGCUGAUGGUGGGAGCCAGUCCUACGAGAACCCACCAGCUGCUGGGCCGCAGUCUGAGGCGGCGAACUGGCCUGGCUGGCAGAGGCAUCAUGGCAGAGCUGGAACCUCGGCCCAUGAGGCGGGAACAUGCCCAGGCUCUGCUGCUGGCUUCCUGCUACCUGCCCCCUGGCUUCCUGUCGGCACCUGGGCAACAUGUGGGAAUGUUGGCUGAGGCAGCACGCACACUGGAGAAGCUUGGGGACCGCCGGCUGCUGCAUGACUGUCAGCAGAUGCUCUUGAGUCUGGGUGGUGGGACCACCAUCACUUCUGGCUAG
Molecule: messenger RNA, 3432 nt
Organism: Elephantulus edwardii (Cape elephant shrew)
Lineage: Eukaryota; Metazoa; Chordata; Mammalia; Macroscelidea; Macroscelididae
Gene: SREBF1
Product: sterol regulatory element binding transcription factor 1
Exons: 19
Coding region: 1-3432 (1143 amino acids)
Biological process (GO): regulation of transcription by RNA polymerase II
Cellular component (GO): nucleus
Molecular function (GO): DNA-binding transcription factor activity, RNA polymerase II-specific; RNA polymerase II cis-regulatory region sequence-specific DNA binding; protein dimerization activity
Source: RefSeq, a predicted model, not a curated record